AAAACAUACAGUUAUUUCUCUACAAUUGUUCACCAAUGCGAUGAAAACGCCACGAAGACAUUGUGAUAUUUAGGUUUGAAAAAAAUAAAAAAAGGGACGAUGCCUGGUGAAACGCCGCCGCUCCACCAGUGCGCCUCUAUUGCAGGCCAUCUGAAAACCAUAACAAUAGAGAUAUGAUGCCGGGCUUGAGCGUCGUAUGCAGCGCCGUUAUUGUCCUGUUCGGAGCGGUUUGCAGCGUUUUCAUAUUCUGUGAGUAUCUGAUUUAUUACGCCGCGAUAUUACAGUGUGGUUGGCCAGGGAUCGACCAUGGUGCGCCGGCGGCUGAGAAGAGCGCAGACGGGAAACCAAAUGCGGAGGUUCUCCGCGCUAUGGUGCUUUCAGACACGCACCUCCUCGGCGCUGUCGGAGGGCACUGGUUCGACAAACUGCGAAGAGAAUGGCAGAUGGAACGGGCUUUCCAGACCGCGCUGGCACUGCUCCGACCCGAGGUCGUUUUUAUUCUGGGAGAUGUGUUCGACGAGGGGAAGUGGAGCUCUCCAAAGAACUGGGAGGAUGAUGUUUGUCGUUUCCAGAAGAUGUUCAGACAUCCCAGUGACACAGAGCUGGUAGUUCUGGUUGGAAACCACGACAUCGGCUUCCACUACGAAAUGGACUGGUUCAAGUUACAGCGCUUUGAGAAGGCCUUCAAUACCACCUCCACCAGAAUGGUCACCAAGAAAGGAGUGAACUUCCUAUUGGUUAACAGCGUGGCGUUGCAUGGUGACGGCUGUCCUAUCUGCCAAUCAGUGGAGAAACAGCUGUACACACUGUCCAGGAACCUCAACUGUUCAUUACUACAGAAUUCCCAGUCCAGCAUUAUUAAAGAAUUCUGUCGAGACGCAUGGACCUAUCCUCCUACACCACCCAUUAUCCUGCAGCAUUACCCUCUGUACCGGGUGAGUGAUGCGGGCUGUACGGGUCGGGAUGCUGCUCCUCCUGAAGAGCGCCACCUGCUGUUCAGAGAGAAGUAUGACGUGCUGUCUCAGGAGGCCUCUCACAGGCUGUUGCAAUUGUUUAAGCCCCGCCUGGUUCUCAGUGGCCACACCCACAGCGGCUGUCAGGUUCUCCAUGACAACCGGUACACAGAGAUCAGUGUUCCGUCCUUCAACUGGAGGAACCGCAACAACCCCAGUUUCAUCCUGGGUUCUUUCUCUCCAAGCGGUUACGGCCUGUCGAAGUGUUUCCUUCCAGAGGAGAGUACGGUGAUAGCUCUGUACUGUUCUACCGGAGCCAGCCUCCUCCUCCUCCCUCUGGUCGUGUGGAUGAGAGGUCUUCUCCGGUGCCUCAACUUCUGUCCCAUCAGCAAACACAAGUCUCUCUGA
Molecule: messenger RNA, 1361 nt
Organism: Oncorhynchus nerka (sockeye salmon)
Lineage: Eukaryota; Metazoa; Chordata; Actinopteri; Salmoniformes; Salmonidae
Product: metallophosphoesterase 1-like
Exons: 9
Coding region: 174-1361 (395 amino acids)
Biological process (GO): endoplasmic reticulum to Golgi vesicle-mediated transport; GPI anchor biosynthetic process
Cellular component (GO): endoplasmic reticulum-Golgi intermediate compartment
Molecular function (GO): phosphoric diester hydrolase activity
Source: RefSeq, a predicted model, not a curated record